Sphaerodactylus townsendi is the source of this 3023-nucleotide messenger RNA. RefSeq names its product prenylcysteine oxidase 1 (gene PCYOX1). Gene Ontology annotation, molecular function: prenylcysteine oxidase activity. The transcript has 6 exons. Lineage: Eukaryota; Metazoa; Chordata; Lepidosauria; Squamata; Sphaerodactylidae. Gene Ontology annotation, biological process: prenylcysteine catabolic process; prenylated protein catabolic process. The coding region runs from base 82 to 1605 and encodes 507 amino acids. The record is from RefSeq and is a predicted model, not a curated record.
GAGCGUCGGGCGAGAGAGUGUCGGACCCGUCCUGGGCCUCAGCGCGUCGGCCUGUCUCGCGCUCUCUCCUCCUCAGCCGUCAUGAGGGUGCCUUCGCUGGGCUCUGCUCGCCUCCUUGUGCUCUUGGCAUGGAUGUGCCGCCGGGGGCUUUCGUCGGGGACCCAGGAGUUGCGCUACCCGCCCAACCGAAUAGCUGUGAUUGGAGCUGGCAUUGGGGGCACGUCCGCAGCCUAUUUUCUGCGCCAGAAGUUUGGAAAAGAUGUCCCGAUUGAUGUAUAUGAAAGAGGGGUUGUGGGUGGCCGUUUGGCUACAGUCAACCUGGAAGGAGAAGACUAUGAAGCAGGAGGAUCUGUCAUCCACCCUCUUAACCUGCACAUGAAGCAUUUUGUCAAAGAAUUAGGACUUUCUGUACCUAAAAGCCAAGGUGGCCUUAUGGGCAUUUACAAUGGAGAUGAGUUUGUCUUUGAGGAGAGUAGCUGGUAUAUCUGGAAUUUUAUCAAGCUCCUCUGGCACUAUGGACUGAAUCCCUUGCGAAUGUACAUGUGGGUAGAGGAAAUUCUGGACAAGUUUAUGAGUAUUUAUCGGUAUCAGGCUCAUGACUAUGCCUUCAGCAGCACUGAGGAUUUGCUUCAUGCCCUUGGAGGGGCUGAAUUCCUUCAAAUUCUGAAUGAGACCAUUGAGGAGUCCAUGCUAAAGUCUGGCUUUUCUCAGAAGUUCAUCAAUGAGAUAGUAACUGCUGUCAUGAGAGUAAAUUAUGGCCAAGGUAUCACUAUCAAUGGCUUUGUAGGUGCUGUAUCUUUAGCAGGUGCUGAUUCUGGACUUUGGUCAGUAGAAGGUGGCAACAAACUGGUAUGCACUGGCCUUCUGUAUGCUUCUAAAGCACAGCUGAUUUCUGGUGCAGUUAUUUCUAUAGAGGAGAAGACAAGGGAAAAGGGACGUUCAGGUGGUGGUGCUGUGAAGCUGUAUGAAGUCACCUACAAUUCUACAUCAGGAUUACAGAGAGAUGCAUACGACAUCGUUCUCAUUGCAGCCCCCUUGGUCCGUAAGAAUGCCAACAUAACAUUCCUCAACUUCAGUCCACCCAUUUCUGAGUUCUCCAAUCCCUAUCAUCAGACUGUAGUAACGUUUGUCCACGGGCACAUCAAUGCCUCUUUCUUUGGCUACAAGGACCCUUCCCACUUCCAGUUAACCGACAUUUUCACAAUAGAGAAUCCCAAGUUAUUUAUCAACAGCAUGGGUACUGUAUCACCAGUUAAGAACAGAAAAACUGUACUGAACCCAUUACUAAGCCCUCGAGUAUGGAAAAUUUUCUCACCUCAACCUCUCACCAAAGAGCAAAUAAAAUUGCUUUUCCUAUCCUAUGAUUCCAAUACAGUAAAAAUAUGGCAAGCUUACCCCCACUACAGCCCCCCAGAUAAAUUCCCACCUAUCAUCCUCCACAGUAGAAUGUACUACCUCAACGGCAUAGAGUGGGCUGCUAGCGCCAUGGAAAUGAGUGCUGUUUCAGCCAAAAAUGCUGCUCUGCUGGCUUACCACCGUUGGUAUGAAAACAUGGACAUGAUUGAUCAGGAAGAUUUGCAUGAAAGACUCAAAACAGAGCUCUGAGUUGGAAUCCACAUUGCUGGAAAAAAUGUCUUAAGAUUCGUGGUAUUAGUGAAACUUACAAUGAAACUUAAAGGCUGUACAUUGCCUUGCCCUGGAGGGAAAACCUGAAAGAGCACUUGGCCACUGAGGAAGACAAAGGUGUAAUUUUGCUUAUACAAAGAAGUCAGGAUCUCCAGAAAUAUUUCUAUUUCUUCUGAAUAUGGAAAGGAGUUUGCCACUACUUGAAUGUACCCUAUAUCCUGCCUACCACUGCUGUUCUGCAUAAAGACUUAAUGCUUCUUAAGCCUAUCAGAGAAUACUGAAUAUAAUUCGGCCUCACUGGAUUAUAAAGUCAUUCAAUUUCAUUUAAUUGGUCUACAUGCACAAAUGAAAUUAAGAACCUGUGUGAACUCUUAGUGUCAACUUAUGGCUUGUAAAUCUAACUAUUCCUAGCAGUAUCACAGGCUGUGCUCUUCAAGUAGCUUUCCAGGUGCAAGCCAUAAUGCUGUACUCUGGAAUAAUCCCCAUUAAAAUACGUGGAGGGAUAAGGUGUGCAGGAGUAGUAUUUGGUAAAAUGUGUCUUGCAGCAGUGUGACAUCUAUUGAAAGCAUGCUUAAGUAACAUUUAUGAAAGGUAAGAAGACUAGACACCUAGUUGAGAGAAAUGGAAGGCAACAACUGCACAUGCUAUGCAUGUUAGCUUGGCUUUCCUCCUAAAUCUUGAAAGACGGUGGGAGAAAAGCCACAAACAACAGGAAGUUCAAGGAAAAGGCAGCAACUAAAAAUAAGAAUUAUGCCUGAUAUUCUACACAAAAGAUUGCUUAUGGAUUCAGUCUCCCUUUUGCUAAAUGACAGGUUAUAUUGAAGUGCAGCUGUAUUCUUUAUUACCACAAAACUUGACAGCCAUUAUAUUGUGAUAAGGGAGAAUUUAGCAGCAGCAACAUUACUGCUUUACAAAGUAGGUAAUUUUGUUCUCUAACACACAACUUUAGUCCCUGUUCAGCAACUGAAAUAUGCACAUAUAACACACUUCAGGUGCAGAACACUUGUGAAUUUCUACUUACAGUGGUUCAAGAUAAGCCAUUUGCCAAAAACAGCAACCAACAGUGACUUUAAAAAUGUCAUUGGGGACCUUGUCAAAGGCCUUACUGAAAUCAAGGAGAUAAGAUUAGAAUGUCAUGAUUUGUUUUUGAGAAACCCCUGUUGACUUUUAGUGAUCACAGCAUUCCCUUCUAAGUGCUUACAGACUCUAUUAAAAUCAGCAACAGAAUUAUCUUAAAUGCCUGGACAGCCAAUCAUCUGGUUCUGUGAAUUCUGACACAAGACUUUCAUUUAUUUUGUUCACUACUGAUAUUCAGGCAAAACUGUAUUGUGAUAAGUUCAGCAAAACAUAUUACAAAAAUGAGUACUGCUCUUUUCCUAUUAAAGUGGAUAAUAUGA